Messenger RNA from Ananas comosus (pineapple), 1530 nucleotides. Its product is annotated as phytosulfokine receptor 1-like. NCBI's taxonomy places the organism in Eukaryota, Viridiplantae, Streptophyta, Magnoliopsida, Poales, Bromeliaceae. The transcript is spliced from 2 exons. The record is from RefSeq and is a predicted model, not a curated record. Gene Ontology annotation, molecular function: protein binding. The coding region runs from base 33 to 1397 and encodes 454 amino acids.
CACCCUCUCUCGUCUUCUCGGUACUUGCUGAAAUGGGAAACAGCAGCGAACUCCCCUGCUUCUUCUUCUUCUUCUUCUUCUCCCUCCUCUCUCCCCAUAGCUGUUCUCAGAGCCAACAAAGCUGCGACUCGAGCGAUUUGAAUGCGCUCCAGGGCUUUGUGGAAGGGCUCCAAUCGAGUGAUCUUGGGUGGAGCUUUAAUGAGUCGUCUUCUUCAAAUUGCUGUACUUGGGUUGGAAUAUCCUGUGAUUUGGGCUCUGCUCUGGUGAAGAGGGUGAUUGGUUUGGAUCUCUCCAAUAAGAGUUUAAAGGGCUCCGUCUCUUCUUCUCUUGGCGGAUUAGAUCAAUUGAAGCAGCUCAAUCUCUCCUACAAUUCCCUCCGUGGACAGGUUCCUGCAGAGCUAUUCCAUCUCCCCCAUUUGGAGCUCCUCGAUCUCAGUAUGAACAUGUUAUCUGGGCUUAUCCCUGCCGAAUCGAACCUAUCGUCGAUUCAGGUAUUCAACAUCUCCUUCAAUUCAUUCAACGGCACGCACCUGAUCCUCGCCGGAUCGAGCAAUCUAUCAGUCUACGACGUCAGCUCGAACAGCUUCUGGGGCCCCGUCGAUACAGGUAUUUGCAAUUCCUCUGAUUCCAUUCAACUGCUUCGGUUCUCGGCGAACAUGUUCUCCGGCGACUUCCCCGCCGGCUUUGGGAACUGCGGUUCCCUUUCCGAGCUCUCGCUCAAUACAAACGGCCUCACCGGAACUUUGCCUGAUGAUCUUUUUACACUAUCUUCAUUAACCAAACUAAACCUUCAAGGGAAUGCACUCUCUGGUACUGUGAGCACAAACAUUAGAAACCUUUCCAACCUUGUUCAUGUAGAAAUUUCCUUCAAUAACUUUUCCGGGGUGAUCCCGGAUGUAUUUGAUAGCCUAAGUGAGCUAGAGUACUUCGCUGCUUUUUCCAAUAAACUCACUGGGGGUUUGCCCCCUUCUUUGUCUAACUGUUCGACACUUGCUCUUCUUAUCCUGGGAAAUAACUCUCUUACUGGAACUAUUGCUCUUAACUUUCGAGCCUUGCCAAGGUUAAAGCACCUCAUCCUUGCAUGGAAUUUCUUUUCCGGUUGUAUCCCUCCCGAUCUUCCCAAUUGCACACAAAUGCAGCGCUUAAAUCUUGGCACGAACAAUCUAGUAGGCGAAAUACCCUCUAGCUUCAAGAACUUCACCUCUCUAGCCAUUCUCUGGCUCUCCGUUAACAACUUUUCCAACUUAUUCUCGGCACUACAAAUCCUGCAGAGCUUGCCCAGUCUUACAGACCUUGCGCUCUUUGAGAACUUUCACGGCGGCGAACUUUUCCAACUUAUUCUCGGCACUACAAAUCCUGCAGAGCUUGCCCAGUCUUACAGACCUUGCGCUCUUUGAGAACUUUCACGGCGGCGAGUUAAUGCCGUCGGAAGGGAUUCAAGGAUUUGCUAAAACGGAAGUCCUUUCCAUUGCAUUUUGUGGUCUUUCUGGUUCUAUCCCGCCAUGGCUGGCAAAUUUGACCAAACUAAAA